Myotis lucifugus (little brown bat) is the source of this 5633-nucleotide messenger RNA. RefSeq names its product lipin 2 (gene LPIN2). Gene Ontology annotation, molecular function: transcription coactivator activity; phosphatidate phosphatase activity. Gene Ontology annotation, cellular component: cytosol; nucleus; endoplasmic reticulum membrane. Bases 38 to 2713 code for a protein of 891 amino acids. Lineage: Eukaryota; Metazoa; Chordata; Mammalia; Chiroptera; Vespertilionidae. The transcript is spliced from 20 exons. The record is from RefSeq and is a predicted model, not a curated record. Gene Ontology annotation, biological process: triglyceride biosynthetic process; positive regulation of transcription by RNA polymerase II; fatty acid catabolic process.
AACAAGCUGGGGGCAGAGCCCUUCUUAGUCUCAAACCAUGAAUUAUGUGGGACAGCUGGCUGGGCAGGUGAUUGUCACUGUGAAGGAGCUCUACAAGGGUAUUAACCAAGCCACCUUGUCUGGGUGCAUCGAUGUCAUUGUGGUGCGGCAGCAGGAUGGCACCUAUCAGUGUUCACCUUUUCAUGUUCGGUUUGGGAAGCUGGGAGUCUUGAGAUCCAAAGAGAAAGUGAUUGAUAUAGAAAUCAAUGGUGAUGCAGUGGAUCUUCAUAUGAAAUUGGGUGACAAUGGAGAAGCUUUCUUUGUGGAGGAGACUGAAGAGGAAUAUGAAAAACUUCCUGCUUACCUUGCCACUUCACCAAUUCCUACCGAAGAUCAGUUCUUUAAAGAUAUUGACUCCCUUUUGGUAAAAUCGGUUGGAAAUGAAAGACCAUCUCAGAGUUCCAACAUCUCGCACAUCUUGGAAACAGAGACGGUUUUUACUCCAAGUUCUGUGAAAAAGAAAAAAAGAAGGAGAAAGAAAUGCAAACAGGACAGUAAAAAGGAAGACCAGACAGUUUCCCCUGCUGCAGAAGACACUAUGGAUAUGGAUCUGAGCUCUGAUGAUGACAAGGGGGCCCAGUCAGCAAGAGGAUCUUCAAAUGCUUCCUUAAAGGAAGAAGAAUAUAAGGAGCCUCUGCUCUUCCAUUCUGGAGAUCACUACCCUUUAUCCGAUGGAGAUUGGUCCCCUUUGGACACCCCGUAUUCCCCGGCAGCAUGUCCGAAGAGUGAUUCAGAGCUGGAGGUGAAACCCGCCGAGAGCCUACUCAGAUCUGAGUCCCACAUGGAAUGGACGUGGGGCGGGUUCCCAGAGUCCACCAAGGUCAGCAAAAGAGAGAGAUCUGACCAUCAUCCCAGGACAGCUACGAUUACUCCAUCAGAAAAUACCCAUUUUCGGGUAAUUCCCAGUGAGGACCACCUUAUAAAUGAAGUUGAGAAGGAUGCGUCCAUGGGAGAAACGGUCUGUACCAUAGUGAAACCCAAACCCAGAGCCCCGUGUAAGCGGAUGAGCGAUGCAACUUGCACUGCAGAACUUCUUGAGCCUCAGAUUUCAUCUAUGUUAGAUGCAGACCACCUUCCUAACCCGUCGUUAGUGGAGGCUCCCUCAGAAUCAAAACCAGCAGCUAAAGUAGAGUCGCCAUCAAAGAAGAAAGGUGUCCACAAGAGAAGCCAACACCAGGGACCUGACGAUAUUUACCUAGAUGACUUAAAGGCUCUAGAACCUGAAGUUGCAGCUCUCUAUUUCCCUAAAAGUGAAUCAGACCCUGGCUCCAGGCAGUGGCCUGAGUCUGACACGCUCUCUGGUUCCCAGUCCCCACAGUCUGUGGGAAGCGCGGCUGCCGAUAGUGGCACUGAGUGCCUCUCAGAUUCUGCCAUGGACUUGCCCGACGUCACCCUCUCCCUUUGUGGGGGCCUCAGUGAGAAUGGAGAAAUUUCUAAAGAAAAAUUCAUGGAGCAUAUCAUCACUUAUCAUGAAUUUGCAGAAAACCCUGGACUCAUAGACAAUCCUAACCUUGUAAUACGGAUAUAUAACCGUUACUAUAACUGGGCUUUGGCCGCUCCAAUGAUCCUUAGCUUGCAAGUAUUCCAGAAGAGUUUGCCUAAGGCCACAGUCGAGUCCUGGGUCAAAGAUAAGAUGCCAAAGAAAUCUGGUCGCUGGUGGUUUUGGCGUAAGAGAGAAAGCAUGACCAAACAGCUGCCAGAAGCCAAGGAAGGAAAAUCCGAGAUGCCACCCACCAGUGACCUGCCAUCAAGCACAAAGGAGCUGGCCAGUAGCAGGUCAGCAGAGGAUGACUCAUCCAGUGACGAGGGGUCACAGGAGCUUCAAGAAUCAGUCAAAAUGGACCCCAUCCCCACGGAGCCCCCGAGCCACAGCAGCACAACCUCAUAUAAGAAGUCUCUCCGCCUCUCCUCGGACCAGAUCGCAAAACUGAAGCUCCAAGAUGGUCCAAAUGAUGUUGUGUUCAGUAUUACAACCCAGUAUCAAGGUACCUGCCGCUGUGCAGGGACCAUUUACUUGUGGAACUGGAAUGACAAGAUCAUCAUUUCCGAUAUAGAUGGAACAAUAACCAAGUCUGAUGCUUUGGGACAGAUUCUUCCACAGCUGGGUAAAGACUGGACUCAUCAGGGUAUUGCAAAGCUCUACCAUGCCAUCAACGAGAAUGGCUACAAGUUUCUGUACUGCUCUGCUCGUGCCAUCGGCAUGGCCGACAUGACCCGUGGCUACCUGCACUGGGUCAACGACAAGGGCACGAUCUUGCCCCGGGGCCCUCUGAUGCUGUCCCCCAGCAGCUUGUUCUCUGCCUUCCACAGGGAAGUGAUAGAAAAGAAACCAGAGAAAUUCAAAAUUGAGUGUCUAAAUGAUAUCAAGAAUCUGUUUGCCCCAUCUAAGCAGCCCUUUUAUGCUGCCUUUGGAAACCGUCCAAAUGACGUUUAUGCUUACAUACAAGUUGGAGUUCCAGACUGCAGAAUAUUCACUGUGAACCCCAAAGGUGAACUAAUUCAAGAAAGGACCAAAGGAAACAAGUCAUCGUAUCACAGACUGAGUGAGCUCGUGGAGCAUGUGUUCCCACUUCUCAACAAGGAACAGAAUUCUGCCUUUCCAUGCCCAGAGUUCAGCUCCUUCUGCUACUGGCGGGACCCAAUCCCCAAAGUGGACCUGGACGACCUGGCCUGAGGCAGCCCCUCUGGGAGAUCCUCAGUCUCCCGCCUUGCAGCUAGGGAAGGUGACCGGCACUUCUGCUGGACAGAGGACACUGGGAUCCCCUCCCAGCCACAGGUGUGGGGCAAGACCUAUGUUGACAGCUAGGUACCAGCAGGGACAAGGAGAACUUGUGGAGCAGGAACUGCCCUCUCCUUCACCCUCCUGGGCUUGGCAGAGUUACAGCUCAGUGCCUCAGCAGAAUUGAGGGCAGCUCGGACCUGAGGUCGAAGACCUAGGCUCCUGUCACUGGUCGGUUCUCAUGCACACUCUGUGUCAGGUUGUGUGCUGGGUGCUCCUUUAAUUGCAUAAUUUAAAAAGAAGUAAAAAGAAGCUAAAUUAGAGUGGACCAAAAUAUUGCACAAAGUAAAGUGUUAUAAUUUCCACUGGGCAAUUGAAAGUGUUUCUCUGUAAAACCGGGGCUUUAUUAAGGGGUUCUGGGUCCACCGAGCUGCUUCAGGUCCCAUGAAUGAUGUUGGCUCAAACCGCUUGCUCACGUUUCUUCUGUGGGUUCCUCCUUCCCUGCUACACUGAAACAAGACGGCUGCUGGGGCCACUCAUCCCACCCCACAGAUAUGGGCUCCUGGGGAGGAAAAGCCACCUUCUCAUCUGUGACUGCUCCAUGAUGUGAACCUAGCAAGAAGAAACGGUUUUGCAAGAUAUGUUUUAUAUCUGUAAGAAUAGGAAUAAUAGUGAGUGUUGGUUAAGCAGCAAAGAACAGCUGUUUUCAGGGAGGCCUUGGAAAUGCAGAUGUGCACUUACUAUGGCUCCUGAGAAGGGUCCUUCUCUCCACCUGCCUGCCCCUCAGUUUCUCAGCCUGGUUGUACUGAGCUCGGGUCAGAGUCCAAGCAGACUGCACCGGGGAAGGCUUCUGUCCUGUAAGCGGAGGCCUGGAGAAAUCAGGUUGGGUGUUGACAAUCAACUCAGUACUAAAAUCAACAGAACUGUUGGAGAGGAAGCUUUCAGGGGACAAAAAUGACCACACAGCCCUCUUGGUGAGAAAGCAGUGAGCCGAGUUCCAGAGCAGAGUGAGAACUGCAGGUCCAGGCACCACCCCGCUCAGGAUGGUUUCCAUUUCCACCUCUGCUUCCCCCUGUGCUUGUUUUGGGGGGCUCUCCUUAUUUUUGUUUAUUCCACCCAAAAUAAUGCUGAUGUAAAGAUGGAGAAAUGGGGGUGGUUAUUUUUCCAGAUUGGAGAGUUGAAAGUCCCUGCUGUAGCUCAGCCAUUUUUCCUAGUGCGUUUGGAUGCAGAGACAAUGGUGAAGGCCCUUGAAUGCGGUUCUCAGUGGCAGAACCUGGAGAGGCACGUUCCCAGAGGGGAAACAGCACACACUUCCUCCAGUGCAAACUUUCCCGCCUUCAAUAGGUCAGGGUCUAAUUGUUUAAUGAGUUUCUUUAUGUACAGUAGGUUAGGGAAACUAGGUUAUGUUUUUAUGAAGUUCUUCCCAGUUAGUGAAUUAAAUUUCUGGUAGAGUGGCCAUUACUUGAUCUCAUAGAUGCCGUCAGCGUGUCCUCGACUGUAUUUGCUUUAGAAGAAUUUUAUGUGCUUGACCUGAGCCUCUGCACAUGUGCAGUAUGAAGUAUCUUAAUAUAUAUCUUUUGUAGAGAGCUUUUGACUAGACAGUUUCUUUCUCUCUGGACACACGGGCCUAUCUAGAAGGUUCACUGUAGGAACCCGGGUCUCCCAGUUCUGUGUUGAGGGCGGCUGAUCCCUUUGUCCGAGUGUCCGUAAGCACUAGACUGUCAUUUCCUUGCUAUAGACUGAUCCAGUGGGUACAUACACUAAUUAACAUAUCUUUUUCCUUAUUUAAAGGAGUCCCUCUUGCUGAAAAGUAGAUGAUUGCUAUUACUGUAGUGUGGUAAAAGUAUUGUUUGUGCUGAAAACCCAUUGCCAUUUGGUACAAAUGACGUGUAUUCUUUCUGUGAAAGAGAGAUGCCCUCGAGUGUGUUUGUACACAGACCCUUACGAAGGUGAGUGAAUGAAGAAGCAUUAGCCUUGCGCUGCUUUCGGUGAUGGAUGGUAUCACGGGGAGAUUGCAGGCAGAUCGGGCUCUUUUAAGUCAUUCUCUCAGUUGCUUCGCUGGUGAAACAGCCAUGGCCCCUUCCCUCUUUCCAGCUCAACCUGACUUUAGUAUCGGCGUUGAUGUCCGUGUGGUGAAGCUUGUGCGGCUGUGGCAUCGGCAUCUGCAUCUUCCCAGGCAUUAGGAAGUGCACGUGUGGGCCCACAGCGUGCCUGUGUAGCUCUGUGUGUGUCCCAUGUUUGCUGUGCUUAGCACAUCCGCAUAGUUUUCAACUGGAAAAAGAAAAAACUUACUACUGUGAUGUCCUCAAAUGAAAGCUGCUAACAGUCACAGGGAGGACAGCUGGUAAAUGACUGGAAGUACUUGUGCCCCCAGAGACUGCACACGACCCUUCCAGUGUGUGCUUCAAGGUGCAGGCAAGACCCUUUAAAGAUAGGCAAGAAGGCAACUCUUCCUCUUUGCAACUUGGUGAAAACAGACUUUUCCGGGGAAUUUUAACUUUUCGAGAUCAUCACGCUUACUCUAGGAAGCCUUGCUUACCCGUUUUAGAGCAUGCUGGGUAUAAUGUAACUAGUUAAAAUUGAGUUUUUGUUUCAAGUAAGUGCUCUUUCCAGAUGAAAACUAUGUUUUUGGUUUGAAGGUAAGAAGGGAGGGGGAAACUUUGUUCUUUUAAUUUAAUAAUUACUUUCUGAUGAAGUAUUUGAUUUUUAGACAGCAGUGCCACUAAAAAGUUUUAAGUUGUCAGAAAUUGUAAGCAUCAGUCCAGUACUCUUAGUUAUGGCAAAGACCAUUGUCUUAAGAUAAAUGGUUCCUAUUUUGGUGCAGUGUUUGAUGUUCAAAACAAAAUGUUACAACAAUAAACAAACGUAAACUGCG